AUGAGUACACCAAAUUAUAGUCUAAAAGUUGAUAUUAUUAAAGCCAGAAAUCUUGCUAUUAAAGAUAGAAAUGGCUUUUCAGAUCCCUAUAUUGUCAUGCAUAUUGGUGACGAAAAUUAUAAUACCCAUGUUGUUAAUAAAAAUUUGAAUCCUGAAUGGGACGCGACAUUUUGUCAUAAAAUUGAUCCUCAACAUCCACCAUCUGAAAUUCAUUUCACAUGUUGGGAUAAAGAUAUUUUCGGAAAAGAUUAUAUGGGAGAAAUAAUUAUCCCGUUGGAACGAUUUUGUGAAAAAGGCCAUAUUGGUUAUAAUGACGAAUUGAAUACGCCUCAAUGGUAUCCAUUGAUUUCUCAUCGUCAAAAUGAAAAAGUAUCUGGAGAAGUAAAUAUAAAAAUUGGAUUCGUUGAUAAAGAUAAUGAUUUUUUAGAUUCUAGAGAAUGGAUUUCAAUUUGGAAGCAGAUGCAUCAUCUAAGCAUCACAGAACCUUCAGAUACUAUAUCUAUUACAUCAACUAUUGCGUCUGUUGAAACUGAAACAACUGUUACGUCUACUACAACUGAAUCGACUGUUUUAUAUAAUAAUAAUACUGUGACACUUAAACGUAGAAGAUAUAAUACUAGUCCUCAAGCAAGUGAAGUUCUUGGCUUGGCUUUUAUUGAAGUUGUACGCGCAAUUGAUCUUCCUGCUGAAAAGAAUGUGACCGGCUUAGAUAUUGACAUGGAUCCUUUUGUGGUUAUUUCAUUUGCCAAGAACACAUUCCGUACGCGCGUUAUCAAGCAUAGCUUGGAUCCAGUAUGGAAUGAAAAAAUUCACUUUCCAGUGAAAACAAUUGAAACGGACUUUAUAAUUAAAUUCAGUGUUUACGAUUGGGACAAAAUUUCUACUAAUGAUCUUGUAGCUUCCAAAAUUCUUCCAAUCAAAGAGUUGAUGGAUCUUGCACAUAAAAAUACAUCAAAGCUUGAAUUGCAAAACAUUGGAGAUGGGAUGGAGGAAAAAGAAAUUCCUCUCGAAGUUUACGGCAAAUUUGCUAAUAUUUGUAAGUCAAAACUUGUCGUUCGAUUAAAGUUUGUACCCUACGAAGUUUUAAGAAGUCAAUUUUGGUGCGCUUUGGCAAAGAUUUAUGAUUCAGAUGAAAAUGGAGUAUUAAAUUUCGUAGAAAUCGAAACUAUGUUAAGUAGUUUAGGAUCUUCUUUAACAAAUGAAACCAUAUCUGGCUUCUUUACUCGUUUUGGCAAGAAUCCAAAGACAGAUGAAUUAGAAUUUUCGGAACUUACCAGCUGCUUGGAAGAACGGUUGAGUGACUUUUCUCAGCGUAGUGCAGAUAUUAAUGGAGAAGAAUCCGAUAAUGAACAUAUAGUCUAUAUAAAGGAAUGUCCGAUUUGUCACAAACCUGACCUCGCACAUUUAACUGAAACUAAUGUUGUAACUCAUGUGGCUAUCUGUGCAAGCAAUGAUUGGGGUGAAGUUAAUAAAUUUGUUACGGGAGAUUUCGUUACUGAAUCGCAAGCACAAAGGAAAUGGUUGUCUAAAAUUAUUAGCAAAGAAUUUUAUGGUAGUUUUAGGAUCGGAGCUAACAGUGCAAUUAUUCUUGCUCAAGAUCGUAAAACUGGGCAAAUGGUAGAAGAGAAAAUGGCAACUUAUGUCCGUUUAGGUAUUCGUCUUUUAUACAAGGGUAAACACACAGUUGAAUCCAAAACCACAAAAAACCUUUUGAAAAAACUUACCGAGCAGCAGGGCAAGAAAUUUAAUAAACCAACCUCCGUAGGAGAUAUCAAACCUUUUAUUGAAUUCCACGGGCUAGAUACUGGAGAAAUCCUUGAUCCAUUGGAUUCAUUCAAAAAUUUCAAUGAAUUCUUUUAUCGUAAGCUGAAACCAACAGCCAGGUCAUGUGAUUCACCCGAUGAUCCUCAUGUUGUAGUUAGUCCAGCGGAUUGUCGUAUGAUGUGUUUUCCUACAAUAAGUGAAGCUACUGAACUUUGGAUUAAAGGACAAAACUUUACUCUUUCCAAACUUCUUAAUGACGAUGAAAUGAGUAAAGAAUUUGAAGAGGGUAGCUUAGGAAUUUUCAGAUUAGCACCACAGGAUUAUCAUAGAUUUCAUAUCCCAGUAGAAGGUACAUUGAGUGAGCCAAAAGAAGUUUCUGGAGACUAUUACACUGUUAAUCCAAUGGCUAUUCGUUCAGAUCUUGACGUGUAUUGUGUAAAUAAACGUGUUAUAUCUUACAUUGAUUCACCUCAAUUUGGUAAAGUUGCUUAUGUGUCAAUUGGUGCUAUGAUGGUUGGUUCAAUUAUACUCACAAGCGAACCCCAUACCUAUGUAAAACGAUUAGAAGAGCAUGGAUAUUUUGCUUUUGGAGGAAGUACGGUUGUACUUUUAUUCCAAAAAGGAAGAAUGUUUUUUGAUAAAGAUAUUUUGGAAAAUUCAACACAAUGUUUAGAAACUUUGGUUUGUAUUAUUCUUUAG
This is a messenger RNA of Scutellospora calospora, 2463 nucleotides long. Lineage: Eukaryota; Fungi; Glomeromycota; Glomeromycetes; Diversisporales; Gigasporaceae. The record is from the annotation of a GenBank genome assembly.